AUGAUUGGCUUUCAGUGUUCGACGACCAUCACGCAGCCCUGUCUGGGGCGGACCAUCUUCCCCUCGUCGGGUUCGCAUCCGAAUGCACCCAAUGUGGCGUUCCACAAUCGAGCUCAAAUAUCGCCCAACUUGAUCGACUACUUUCCCCUCAAUGGAGAUGGACUGCGACUCAACUGGGCGCACGCCGUCAACAGUCGGUCCAAGCUGAUGGUGGCAAUUGCCGGCGACGACCUAAUGAUCGAGGCCGAUGUGACGCUGGCCGAGACCUCUCGCUACCCAGUGCCCAUCAUGGCACACCCGCCCAGCAACACCAGUGAUCUGACGUUGGAGGACUUUUUGGUUGAGGUGGUCAGGUCGAACUGCGCCAAAGGCAUCAAGCUUGACUUCAAGUCGACUCGAGUCGUGGAGCCAGCCUUUCGCGUUCUCGCCCGCCAUGCCGACUUUAUCAAGGGCCCCAUUGUCCUCAACGCUGACAUUCUCGCUGGACCAAACAACCCCGCGACGCCGUCAGUGGACGCCUGGACCUUUCUGAUGCUUUGCCGAACUCGCUUCCCCAAGGCCAUCAUAUCAAUUGGCUGGACGACCAACCUCGCAGAGGGGCAAAUCAAAACCGGCUACACUCGUGAGAUGGUCGACCACAUGGCCUCACUGGUGCGGGAGUACAAUCUGAUGCAGCCGCUGACGUUUCCCGUCAACGCCACGCUCCUCAAGUAUUCCAUCUGCGAAGUUCAACGCCUCCUCUUUCAGGUGCCCAACAGCACUCUGACGGUGUGGGCACACCCGGAAGAGUUCGCCAACAGCAACCUCACCCUUCACGACCUCCUCAUCAUUCGGAAAGCAUUCUCACCCAAUUCAGUCUUUUACGACAUGCACUCGGAGGCAAUUGCGGAACUACGUCGUGCCAGCCUGUGA
Rhagoletis zephyria (snowberry fruit fly) is the source of this 912-nucleotide messenger RNA. The record is from RefSeq and is a predicted model, not a curated record. Lineage: Eukaryota; Metazoa; Arthropoda; Insecta; Diptera; Tephritidae.